Molecule: messenger RNA, 2245 nt
Organism: Sphaeroforma arctica JP610
Lineage: Eukaryota; Ichthyosporea; Ichthyophonida
Exons: 11
Coding region: 288-2108 (606 amino acids)
Biological process (GO): monoatomic ion transport
Cellular component (GO): membrane
Molecular function (GO): extracellular ligand-gated monoatomic ion channel activity
Source: RefSeq, a predicted model, not a curated record
GUCAUGUUAAUGCAAAUAAGUUAACACUCGAAUGCAUUAAGCAUUUGCACCCACCCAUAGUCGGCGUUCGAUACAAGAUCAUAGCAAGUGAACAACUUAGGGCAGUUGUUACGCACAGGAGCAAUCGUCACUACCAUCCACAAACACACCCUGUACUGCCAUCCACGAACACACACUGUACUGCCAUCCACGAACACACAUUGAAAGUAGCGGUUAUUGCAAUCUAAUAAGCAAACUGCGCUUAUAUCUCGAAAACCCGGUACUUAUAUAUAAAUAGCUCAGCCAGCAUGAAACUGCUCGUUGGUUUAGCGCUCCUGUGUGCGCAAGCAGCGACGGCACAGCGAGAAUUUCAAGACAUACAGGACGUCAUGGAAGAAGGUGGUGGGGGUGAUGCGGAUCCCGAAACUGUGGGCAAUGUGUGCUCAGAUCCACGUGCGAGUAAUUAUAUCGGAGACGGCAAUACACUUUCCGAGGAUGUAGAUGACUCUGUGUGCCUCCACCAAAUAAUGAGUGUGGAACCGGGAGUUUGGACGAGUAUGCCCGAAUACUGUGUUGGAAACGGAUUUGACUGGAACAACGAUGAGAUGACGGACUGUUACGAUGCAGCUCCGCGUUGGGUCCCCCCAUUCGACAGAGAUUUCUCAGUAGCCAAUUGCACAGACCCACGUGACUGUACAAAUCCACUGGAGGUGCACGUAGUCAGCGCUAUGGUGGAGGUGUUGAAGUUUGAAAUCUCGGAAGAUACGUUUACCGUAUCAAUGGUCUACGCUGCAAAAUGGAAGGACCCACGCUUAUUUUAUAGUUUAGUGCGAGAUAUCGAGGCUGUGUGGCGACCUGAGUUUGGGAUGUCGGCCACCAUGACCGACAGAGACCUACUUCCCCUGCCCGUUAUAUCCAUAGAAAAGCUGAUUUUAGACCAGCGCAUCUAUGUGAGUCCACCCCAGUGCAAUGCGCAGGAUGCUGAUCUCCAGGCCAACGGACAGGAUGUGGGCUGUUGCAACCCUGGAGAAGAGUGCGCCGGUAGUUUGGAGGAAUUUGCCUCCUUCGUCGACUGUCCUAGUUUCGAUGAGUGUUGGGUUCAGGCGUCUCAGCGCAUCGAUGCCACCUACCGGAUCGGCAGCGGGUUGGACGUCGCUGAUUUCCCAUUCGAUAGCCACAACGUGGAACUGGCUUUGUAUUUGGUCAACCCGUUCCGUUCCACCGACCCAGAUUGGUGGGUAGAGCACAGGCCUACGCCUCCCGUGGUGAAGUUCAACGAUUACCAAUCCAAUAUUCCCACAACUGAGGGUAGCCUGAAGUACUCUAUCGACCGAAUGGACUUGUCGGGGUGGGGUAUGGCCAGCACUACGUCUGAGAAGAACAGUACAGCUCUGAGCUAUCUAAUGAAGUCGGGCCAGUACCAAGACGUUCUUGCCCGAUCGCACAAGUACGGUGUCCAGGCAGUCACAGCCAACAUAAACUUCUCUCGGUGGAGCGCCAUUGUGUCGCGGUACAACUUGUUCCCCAUGGCUCUGAUUGGUAUCAUGACAGCAUUGACACUCAUUAUAGACGAUGACGCCGUUACGCAAGUGUCUGUGCGUGUUGGAUUCGGGGCUCUGGCCAUCUUUGUUUCCCUCGAACCUAGGUCUUUGAACCUCAUCGCUAUCGCUGGUAGUGAGAAGCAGAUCACCGUGGUUGACGCAGUCUCUAUCCUGACCAUCUGUCUCGGCGGCUGUGUGAUGAUCCACGCGAUAUUGAGUUACUGCUAUUGGCGACAUCUCGAUGCUGACCCCUACAAGGAGUGGACCUGCUGGAAAGUGCGGUGCAUGGAUCGAGUGGUGGGAUUAACAUUGACCUUGCUGUACCUGUACCUCUUUGUGCUGCUCGUGAUAAUUCCCCAGUCCACAACGGCGACCAUUGUGUGGGGUGUGACAGCUGGUCUGAUCUCCCUGGCCGUCUGGUGCGUUGUUGGUAUGUACAUCUACAGGUGGGCGCUCAAGGCGCGAAUCCAACCGGACUCUGGUACUGACAGUUUGAAGGGCGACUCGAUUAACUCGGCCAGUAAUAAUUAUUCCCAAACUGGGUCGGAGGCGUUUCGAAGCUCGUUCGUUAGUCAUAGCAGGCUUUAAUAUUAGAUAUAAUUGGCUAAACCCGGUAACUCGGUAGCAAUUUUUAUGGACUGGCACGGUACGCGAUGGUUGUCCCGUGUUGAAAUCGUAGUUCAAAUUUAAAAUAAAUAGAAUAUUUGACUUGGCUUAUACCACAA